Pungitius pungitius (ninespine stickleback) is the source of this 5688-nucleotide messenger RNA. It is a transcript of the gene pigo, whose product is annotated as phosphatidylinositol glycan anchor biosynthesis, class O. Gene Ontology annotation, biological process: GPI anchor biosynthetic process. Lineage: Eukaryota; Metazoa; Chordata; Actinopteri; Perciformes; Gasterosteidae. The record is from RefSeq and is a predicted model, not a curated record. Bases 372 to 3632 code for a protein of 1086 amino acids. The transcript has 11 exons. Gene Ontology annotation, cellular component: endoplasmic reticulum membrane. Gene Ontology annotation, molecular function: mannose-ethanolamine phosphotransferase activity.
AAUCAACCGAUUAGUUAUUUAACCAACAUUUAACAACGUGAACUUUGAAAACGUUCCUCGAGACACAACGUAUCCAUGACGACGUCGUGUCUGUUAGUCCGAGUUUAGGGCACAAAAAUGCCAUCACACUUGGUGUUACACCGAAAUCCGCCCGCCCUGCAUUUCCGCCGGGUUGCAUGCGCGCAGCAGUUCCUAGCUGUCACCAUCCACCUAACCUCAUCGGACGGGAGUCCCACAUGAAGGUGAGGGAGGGGUCGCGCUGUUGUUCGUGUACCUGAGACGCCUGGGCCCCCGGUGUCGUUAGCACACACACACACACACACACACACACAGGCGGUGUGUGUGAGGACGAAGAGCCGGCUGCUACAAGCAUGAAGAGGCUCCCGGUGCUGUGGCUGCUCCUCUGGGUGUGCGCGCUCUACUCCGCGGGAAUCUACCUGUUCGUCGGCGGCUUCCUGCUGGUGAGGCUGGAGGUGAACCGCACCAGCACCUGCGGAGACGUGCUGCAGCCCGGGGCGGAGCCGGCAGACUUCUGCCGCGUCCGGCCGCGUUUCCGCCGGGCCGUCCUCCUCAUCGUCGACGCCCUCAAGAUCGAUUUCGCCUGGUUCGAUCCGGACAACGCCGCGCCGCGACCUUACGAGAACAAGCUGCCGGUGCUGGAGGAGACUGUGUCCUCCAGGCCCGCGCACAGCCGCCUGUACCCGUUCCGCGCGGACCCGCCCACGACCACCAUGCAGAGGAUCAAGGGCUUCACCACCGGCUCCCUGCCCACCUUCGUGGACGUGGGAAACAACUUCGCGUCCAGUGCCAUCCUGGAGGACAACCUCAUCCACCAGUUCGGGCAAGUGGGCAAACGGGUGGUGUUCAUGGGCGAUGACACGUGGGAGAACCUCUUCCCGAAGAAGUUCCACCGCUCGCUGCCCUUCCCAUCCUUCAACGUCAAGGACCUGCACACGGUGGACAACGGCAUCCUCCAGCACCUCUACACCACCAUGGUCAGCGACGAUUGGGACGUCCUGGUUGCCCAUUUCCUCGGCGUGGACCACUGCGGCCACCGGUUCGGUCCCGACCACCCGGCCAUGGCCGACAAGCUCACCCAGAUGAACGGCGUCAUCAGGUCUGUGAUGGAGCGCCUGCAGAAUGACACGCUGCUGGUGGUGAUGGGGGACCACGGCAUGACGGACACCGGAGACCACGGCGGGGAGAGUCAGAAGGAGACGGACGCCGCCAUCUUCCUCUACAGCCCCUCGCCUCUGUUCCCUGCAGCCCCGACGCAGAGCGAACCGGACGUGGUGCCCCAGACGGACCUGGUCCCCACCCUGGCUCUGCUGCUGGGGGUUCCCAUCCCGUACAGCAGCGUGGGGCAGGUUCUGCUGCCCGUGUUCCCUCCCCACGGGCAGACGGAGGGCGCAGUCGGAGGUCUCAGCCAGCUGGAGGCGCUGUGGAUCAAUGCAAAACAGGUCAACCGUUUCCUGGAGACGUACUCCGGCAUGGCCAAAGACAUCCCACCUGAGAGCCUCUCUCAGCUGAAGGCCGACUUCUCCCGCCUCUCCUCAGAGUACCUCGCCACGGUUCAACAGGGUCGGCCCCCGUCCCCACAGCUGGCCGCCUCGCUGCAGGCCUACCUCUCAUCUGUGAGGGACACCUGCCGAGCCACCUGGGCUCGGUUCAACCCACUCAAGAUGGCGGCGGGCCUCGCCAUCCUGGCGUUCGCCUGCCUGACGUGUUUUGUCCUGUCCGAGCUGUCCGCCUCACUGAUCAGGGAGGACGGCCCUGGACUGCGGGCCCCAGUUGUCGCGGCACUGAUGGCGGGGGGGUGCGCGGCCGCCGGUCAGCUGAGCGCACGGGGCCACGUGGAAGUGGCGUGGUGCCUGGCCGCCGCCGCCCUCAGCUCGGAGCUGCUCUUCCUCUGGAGGGCUCGCCGAUCGGGGGUCGCCGGUGCAGAAAAGAUGGGCCCCGCGUCCAGCUGGCUGACCCCGCGGCGCCUCCUCGCCCCCCCGCUCCUGGUGCCGCUCCUCCGCUGCGCCUCCUUGCUCUCGGACAGCUACGUGAUCGCUGAGGGCCGCGCCGUGACCUUCCUGGUGCUCUCCCUGGCCCUCUAUAUUCCCAUCCGUCUCAACUGGGACGGCCUGCUCCUGCCCCCCAGCCACGACCCCCUGAAGGCGGCAGGGAUCCUGCCGCCCCCGGCCCUGUCCCCGUCCACGGUGAGGAAGGAAAGCGGCACCCUCCUGGCCUGCCUGGGGCUCCUCGUCGGCAGCCUGUACCUCUCCCUCUCCUUCCACGCCUGCCGGGAGGAGCAGGGCUCCUGCCAGCCGUCUCCCUUCCUGUCCCCCCUCUCGCGGCUGCAGGACAGCCGGCUGAAGAACCUCCACUACGUCCUCUCCGUCUGCGCCCUCGCGCUGUGGACGUAUCUGCUGCGCCGCUGCCUCCGCCACUAUGGCAACCUCAACGCUGCGAGCGGGGCGGUGUUCGCGGCCCGCUGGGUCCUCCUGCUGCUGUCCGUGUGCCUGGCGCUGUACUGGGCCGUCAGCGCCACCCCGGAGGACAGCUUCAGGAAUCUAGCCAAGCUUAUCGCCGUGGCCCAGCUGGCCCUCCCCAGGGCGGCCUUCUGCCUCCUGGGUUUGGGUCUGGCUCUGAUCUGGCUCGACCCCCUCACCGUGUACGCAAAGACCAAGGCGCAGGCCUCGGCCCGAGGUCCCUCGCUGCCGCCGCGCUACCGGGCCAGCACGGGCAUCAGCCCCCAAGCCGAGCUGCACCAUCUCAUCCCGCAGAUCUACCAGCGCAUGCGUCGCUCCCUCGACGACGGGGAGCUGAGCGCGGGCGGCGAGGCGGACGGCCGGCCCGCCGUGGAGGCCUACGGGCUGGGGACGGUCUACUCGGCCCCUUUGGUGCUCUUCUGUGGCCUGCUGGGGAUGGGACUCCUGCUGCUGCACCCGGAGGGCAUGGCCCUGUCCUUCCUCCUGCUGCUGCUGCAGAUGGGGGCGCUGCUACACAUCCACGCCGCCUCCACCACGCUCAGCGGCCUGCACGGGACGGGUUCCGGUGGCUUUAAUGUGCCCUGGACUCCAGUGGUGCUGUGGUCGCUGGCUGCCACUCAGUUCUUCCACGCCACGGGUCACCUCCCCACCUUCCCCUCCAUCCAGUGGGGCGCUGCCUUCGUGGGAUUCCCCGACGGACACACAGGCACCGUGCUGCCCGCCUCCCUCGUUACCCUCAACACUUUCGCCUCACACAUCCUGUUCUCUGCGGGGUGCCCGUUGCUGCUCUUCUGGCCCCUGGUGUGUGAGGUGCGCGGGGGCCGGCCAGGAGCAGCCUGCGGCAAGGAGGGGGAAAACGCCGUGAUGGAGAUGAGGCUGAGGGAAAACCCCCAGCAGUUCAGCUCGGCGCUGCUGCAGCUCUCCGCGCGCUACCUAUUCGUCCUCGGAGCGCAGGUCUUUGCGUCGGUGUGUGCUGCUGCCAUCCUCAGGAGACACCUAAUGGUGUGGAAGGUGUUCGCGCCCAAGCUCAUGUUCGAGGCCUCUGGGUUCCUGGUGAGCAGCGCGGCUCUGCUGAUCGGGGUCACGUUGGUGCUGCGGGUGGACGUGGCCGUGGGCCGCUGGUUUAAGAGACUCGUCCCCGAGGCGUCCAGGUAGCGACGGACCCCCCCCCCCUCCCAGCUCGCUGUGCCCCAGAGAUAACGAACUGGCUGGGACACUGUAACAUUUAUUUUCUUCUUUUGACUUGGAUCCUUCAUAACUAAAUAGGGAAAUAUUGCCAUCUGUGUCUAGGAUCUUUGCAAACAUGUCGCGUGAGGUCACUUCCUGUGACUCCUGGAGGAUUGCGUCAUGCGUUACUGAAGGCCUCCUCUUCAGGGCCUCAAGUACUAGACCGCAAAUCGCAUUGAAGAGUUUUUCUGUUUUUUUGACCAAGACGAUGUUCUUGUAGACGGCGUCGCCCAGCGCAUGAGGUGGAAAGCUUUUAUUUGUACUCGCUCACAGAAGGAACGGCAGCCUCUACGUUUUCUUCCCUGGAGCAUGGAUGAAAGCUUCCGAGGGCGGGCUCGCAAAGGACCUUCACAGGAACCAGUUUACACGAGUAACAGAAGGGCCACAGCUGGAUAGCAAAGGUGUUGACCUGUUUCAAGUUGAAUGGAAUAGAAAUGAAAAGAAAUAACUACGAGGUCUGGAGCUGCUUCUUGAUCUGAUCUCACGUCUGCUCCAUUUGCAAGUGCUGGAAAAACCUUCUUUUGUACUUUUUGUAUUUUUAGGAUGUUGAAAUAACCAACACAUCUGGUUACUGCCAACUUGCAUUGUAUUGCUGUGAACCUUUUUUAAAAUCUUUUUAUUUUUUUAUUAGUUUUGUGAUUCCUGAUUCUAUUUAUAACUCAUUCUUUUAAAUUACCAAUCAUACGAUUAAAAAAAAAAAAAAAAAAAAUUGAAGUUUGAAGUUUUGUUACUUUGGGACUAGACCCCUAAUUCUUGUUCUCCGUUCUGACCUGAUGCCUCCCCCCCCGCCCCCCCCUCCUGAAUGAGGUAAUGUCACUACGCUGACCUCCUUAAAUCGCCGUAGGCCGGCUGUGGAUUGAUGUGUGCGGCGGGUGGCGCUCGCUGCUCGCCGUGAGGUGUGUGAGGUGUGUGAGGUGUGUGAGGUGUGUGAGGUGUGUUCCCGCGUGCAGCUAACACACAUAGAGUUGGCCACAAAGCAAAAGCUGCUUGCAGCGGGCGACCGGUCAUUUAGGCAAAUAGUGACCGCUGGGCUGCAGGAUGACACGGUGCUUUUUUCCCCAUUUGAAAAUGUCUAAUAUACUAAUAUCUGAUUAAUUUGGAAUUUUAAGUUUUUCAUUGUGUAAAAGAAAAGAUGUAAUAAAACCAUUUUUAUGUGACGUCUCUUGAUAAUUUGGAUGCAUCUCCAGGUUGCCCCGUUUGCAAUAUAAGGUUCCACUGCUUCAACUUGAUUUAUUGCUGCAGAACAAACGAUGUAUCUGGUGCUCAAAAGUAGACUUUAAUGUUUAGUUCAUUGAUCCGAGGACUUGAAGGAGAGUUAGGCAGCUGCCAAGAGUUUUUUUUACUGUGGCUCUUCAUCCAUUAUUCACUGUUGCGUUUCAACAUUUCCUCUCCUCAUCAGUCUGGAAGUCGUCAAAACAUGUCCCUUCUACGAAGGUCAAACUCCUAAUCAAACCGCUCCGUUUCAUUAGAUAUCUUUGUAUUUGCCCUCUGAGGUCCGUAGUGCCACUUCCCUCACUGAAUGGAGGUCACCCAAAAGUCAGAGGGUUUUGGUUCAAUGCCCAAAACAUUCUGUGCUUCAGUAAGCUUGAGGGAUUUAAAGGUUCUUUCUUACGUUCUUUGACGAACGCAAUGGAUGUGCAGCAGCAACAACAACAACAACAACACAAGAGGAGAAUCUACUUUGUGUUUUAUUGUAGACAGUCAGUCGGGGUCACACACCAAUUCUAUCCCCUCCUGUAGCCUCUAAUCAGGCCACGUCCUGCUGCUAAGCCCCUCCCACUUCUCAGCAAUUAUCCGUUUGAGCCAGAAAAGUAAACUUUAAAAAUAAUGUCAGGCUGCUCUUUGAAGCUUUUGGAUGUCUUAUUACUUGACAGAUGGAUCCCCAUUACGAAUGUGCAGCAGCUCUCAUUCGAGGCGUCGGUGCUCCUCUAAUGGCUCAUUAUCCGAUGCACGCGCCCGCCUUUGGACAACAACACCAGAGCUC